AUGUUCAACAGCAGACACCCCAGCCUUAGCAAAAGAGGAGGAAUUUGGGGAUUGUGCAUCCUCUUGCUUUACACCAGCCCUCUUUCCUGUUUUGCAAAUUUCAGCCAUGCAAAGGAGCUCAUCUAUAAGAUAAAGGAGGGAUUACCCAGGGGGACCUUCAUAGGGGCCAUUGGAGUAGACUUAAAUUUGGAUUUCUCUGUUGACCCCCCCUUUUUAUUCAAUCUUCCGCAAAAGAAGGUCAGUGAGCAAUAUGUGACCCUAAAUAAUACCACUGGGGAGCUUUACGCAUCUGCUACAGAGAUUGACAGGGAGACCCUCUGUCCUGAUAACUCAGAGGGACAGCGAUGUGUCCUCUCACUGGAUGUGUUUGUUUUGCCUCAGCGGUACUUUCAGCUCAUCAAAGUUAAGAUUUUUAUUGAGGACGUAAAUGACAACAGGCCAAAGUUCCCCGUGGAUGAGAUCUGCAUGUUUGUCCCAGAAAACACACCCAUUAAUGCUCGUUAUGCAGUGGAGCAGUCUGCUGUUGACCCAGACCUGGGUCUUCACGGUGUGCAGACCUACUGGCUUGUUAAUGACUUUGGCAUGUUCACACUGGAUGUUGAAGAGAAUGAGGGGGGUGAGCUGACACCCUUUCUCAUUGUGACAGAGACUUUGGACAGAGAGACUCAGGCUGAAUAUAUUACAGAUAUAAUUGCAGAGGAUGGAGGAACCCCUCCUCUACUCGGCGCAGCUACUUUAAAAAUUGUCAUCACAGAUGUGAAUGAUAACUGCCCCCAAUUCAGAGAGUCACAAAUUAAUGUCACUCUUCAUGGGAAUAACACCAAAGGGGUACAUUUGGCACGUCUGCAUGCUUUUGACCCUGACCUUGGAGCUAAUGCUCAGAUCAGCUAUGCUUACAGUGAACGUGUGCCAAGGGACACCAGAAGCUUGUUCCAUUUGGACAGAAUCACAGGAGUCAUCAAGCUAGCAGGGAAAAUAGACACUGGCACAGCCACAUUUUACAAACUUACUAUUCUGGCCAAUGGACCUGGUUGUAUCCCUGCUGUUGCCACUGUUACUGUCCAUAUCAUCAAAGUUGUUACCGGACCCCCUGCUGUCAUACCCCGGUACAUUGCACCAGAAAAGGAUGGGGUGGUGACAAUAAAGGAGUCUGAGCCAGCGUUUUCUCCAAUAGCUUUUUUUACUAUCAAAAACAUUGAUAUGAAUCAAAAGGUGGACUGCCAUUUGGAAGGGACUGGUCCAUUCAGGCUUAGCCCCUAUCAGCUGUUCAAGAAUGAAUACCUACUGGAGACUACAGAGCCCUUGGACUAUGAGAAGACACAGGAGUAUGAGCUAAUUGUGGUUGCUAAAAAUACUCGAGAGCUUGUCAUCAAGACCUUCCUCAAGGUGCAGGUAUUGGAUGAGAAUGAUAACGCACCAGUGUUUGAGCAGUCUUUGGUGAAAAUAUCUGUGGAGGAGAACAAUCCACCUAAUACCUUUCUGACCCAGCUCCAAGCCACAGACCAGGAUAGUGAAAGCCGUGGGGAAGUCAUAUACCUCCUUGGCGGUGACGCCCCUGGGAUCUUUGUUGUGGAUCGUAUGACAGGUGUCUUGACUGUGGCCACAUCGCUAGACCGUGAGGAGAAAGAGACAUAUCGGUUCAUUGUGAGAGCAGUGGACCAGGGAACACCCAGGAGGGAGUCGAUUGCAACUGUGAUGGUGACCGUGCAAGACCGCAAUGACAACAGUCCACGCUUCAUUAAUAAGGACUUCACGUUCUUCGUGCCAGAAAACUUCCCAGGUUACGGUGAGAUCGGGGUCCUCUCUGUGACAGAUGCUGAUGUUGGGGAAAAUGGUUGGGUGGCCCUUUCCAUCCUCAAUGGCAGCGACAUCUUCAUGAUUGACACAGGCAGAGGGGCACUGAGGGCUAAGACAUCAUUGGACCGUGAGCAACAAGGGACAUACCAGCUCUGGAUUGAGGCUGUUGAUGGUGGGGAACCUGCGCUUUCCUGUGUUACUAUGGUGACCGUCCUGUUGUUGGAUGUAAAUGACAACCCACCUAUUGUCCUCUUCCCUCAGUCCAAUCAGUCCUACAUGCUAGUACUGCCCAAUACACUACCUGGAACAUCAAUCACAGAGGUUUAUGCUGUGGAUAAGGAUACAGGCAUGAAUGCUGUGAUCGCCUAUAGUAUCAUUAAGAGGAAAGGUGGCGAGCCAGGGUCAUUUGCCAUUGACCCAGAAACAGGAAAUAUCACGUUAAAGAGGGAGCUCAGCAACCGAGGCCUCUACAGCCUUCUGGUGAAGGUCAGUGAUCACGGUCAGCCUGAACCGCUUUACUCAACAGUUAUGGUUAACUUCUUUGUCAAUGAAACAGUAAGCAACGAGAGUUACAUCCAGAGUCUGCUGACCAGAGAGGCUGACGUUGAGGUAGAGGAAAGACCCUGGUACAUUGGCCAGAUGAGAGAGGGGCCUGAGAGGUACGAGUUGUUCCCCUGUCAGCCUGUCAUCAUUGCUCUUUCAGUGACAAGUCUGGGACUGUUUUUCUUGGUUGUUACACUGACAUCUUACAUAUGCUGUAAGAGAUUUAAAAAGCAGCGAAAGCAAAGGUCAGAAGUUGAGAUACCUUUAAAAAUGAAGAAUGACUCAAUGCAGGCUGUGAACAGAAAGCUCAGGCAGAUCUCAAACAUCUGA
Morone saxatilis (striped sea-bass) is the source of this 2670-nucleotide messenger RNA. RefSeq names its product protocadherin-20 (gene pcdh20). NCBI's taxonomy places the organism in Eukaryota, Metazoa, Chordata, Actinopteri, Moronidae. Gene Ontology annotation, molecular function: calcium ion binding. The transcript is spliced from 2 exons. Gene Ontology annotation, biological process: homophilic cell-cell adhesion. Gene Ontology annotation, cellular component: plasma membrane. The record is from RefSeq and is a predicted model, not a curated record. Bases 1 to 2670 code for a protein of 889 amino acids.